Ornithodoros turicata is the source of this 1059-nucleotide messenger RNA. RefSeq lists its product as uncharacterized. The transcript is spliced from 2 exons. The record is from RefSeq and is a predicted model, not a curated record. The coding region runs from base 1 to 1059 and encodes 352 amino acids. NCBI's taxonomy places the organism in Eukaryota, Metazoa, Arthropoda, Arachnida, Ixodida, Argasidae.
AUGACUGAAGAGUCAAGUGGAAGUUCGAGCAUUCCUGCCUUCUACUGCGAGCACUAUGACACGAGCGUCGCCGUUCAGGUCAGCAGUGUCUCCAUGGUUGACAACGGCAUCAGUUGUCCACAGCGUCAGUAUGAGACCAAGAGCACUGGCACAGCAUACAAGGAGCCAUACUUCGGAGGCUAUAAGUCCAUUGCAGAUAACGAGCAGCGGCUGAUUGACCUGACAGGAGUGACGCUCUUGGUAAGUUCUGUCCUGCAGAGCCUACUCCCAGACUCAGGAUGCCAACCCCGAGAACUCCAUGUGAAUGACAAGCUUUUGCUCUUCCUCAUGAAGUUAAAGCAUGGGGUGCCCUUUUCGUGUUUGGCAUCUCUCUUCGGGAUACACCGAACGACAGCAGCAAAGGCAUUCAAGCAUGUCCUCUUUCAUGUCUGUGCAGCAACAAAAUCCUGGCUGUACUGGCCAAGCAAGGCUGCAGUACAGGCAACAAUGCCCCCAAGUUUUCGCUUGUUGUACCCAAAUUGCCGGAUAAUAAUAGACUGCACAGAAUUGAAAGCAGAGACACCAGCAGGGGUUCAAGCACAGAACCUCUGGUACUCCCACUACAAGGGGACGUAUACAAUGAAGUACCUGAUAGGAAUAGCACCGAAUGGUCUGGUGACAUUCUUAUCCCCAGUCUUUGGAGGAAGAGCCAGUGACACCAACAUUACAGUGGAAGCUGGUCUUCUACCACGGCUAGAGCCUGGAGACCUCGUGCUGGCAGAUAAGGGCUUCCCUGGAAUCCGGACUGGUGUUGGACAACAGAAAGCAACGCUAGUGAUGCCCCCGUUUGCCACGAAGCCACAGUUUACUGAGGCAAAAGUGGACGCAACGUAUGAAACUGCAUCUGUGCGGAUACAUGUGGAAAGGGUAAUCCAAAGACUGAGAAUCUUUGACAUUUUAAACCGAAGAAUUCCUCAUGACCUGGCAGAACAUAUGGACAAGAUAAUGCAUGUGAUAUGUGUAAUCACUAAUGUGAAACCAGGAAUCUUUCAUAAAAAUGAUGAAACAAUGCAAUUUUAA